Molecule: messenger RNA, 4149 nt
Organism: Ictalurus punctatus (channel catfish)
Lineage: Eukaryota; Metazoa; Chordata; Actinopteri; Siluriformes; Ictaluridae
Gene: emilin2a
Product: elastin microfibril interfacer 2a
Exons: 9
Coding region: 139-3354 (1071 amino acids)
Molecular function (GO): protein binding
Source: RefSeq, a predicted model, not a curated record
AGACUAACUUUUUUCCUCAAACUUGUGAAGUCGCUCGGACUCUCCUUCUCUCUGUGUGCUGGCUUUGGGAAGGCUGAAUCCAAUCAGACCCCCAGUCAUCCUUUUAAGGUUAUUUGUCUUUAAUUGCCAGGAUUUAAGAUGAGUGUAAAGCCUCAUCUGAGCAGUUUGGGGUUCGCAGUGGUGUUUUUGGGAAGCGUUUCUCUGAGUCUCCAGUACAACACGCACAGGCUCAGAAACAAAAACUGGUGCGCGUUUAUCGUGCAGAAGAACGUGAGCUGCGCAGUGCGCGCGGACCUUCCUGCAGUGCUUGAAGCUGAGGCUGCGCCCUGCCCUCCACACCAACCCGACUGCGAGCCUCCAGUGAUGUAUCGGACCCAUUUUCAACCCAGUUACAGGAUUUCCUAUAAGACCGUUACUGAACUGGAAUGGAGGUGCUGUCCAGGGUAUCAAGGUCCAGACUGCAAAGAACUAAAAGGCACACCAAAUCGGCAAAUGUUACUUAAACCUCAACCAAAACCACAUCCUCAGCCCUAUACUGGAUACACGCAACACUUACAAAGGCCAGAGAGACGCGAGAUAGAGCAGUACGACACCUACCAUGAAAUUGGGAAAACUCGUCAACUGGAGGAAGAAGUGCAGCGCCUUUCUCAGACAGUGUUGGACCUCCAGGCAGCCAUGACUAGCAUGACUGCGAACCUACGUAACGAUCUACAGGAAGACACCAGCAAAAUGCUCGCCACUCUCCUCAGCAACAUGCAUGUGCAAGAUAGCGCAAAAACAGGAGGCACCGAGGAAAGCUUGGUGCAUCUGGAUGGACACCAAGCCGCAAGGGGACUCGAGGAGAGGGGCAUGGAAAAAGUGCUGGCUAGGCUUAAUGAUGUAACAGAUGCCCUGAAAAGCAAGGAUGAGGCGAUCGAGGAGCUGCGGGAAGCUGUGACUGGACACAGUGGCCAGAUCCGAAUGCUAAUGGACGCUUCUCAGGGACCAGCAGUUACCGCUGGUGCCUCCUCAGACAUUGAUAUCCUUCAGUCCUACAUUGAUACUAAGUUUGAGAAAUUAAAGAAGGAGCUGGUUGUGGACAUGAAGGAUGAGAUAGCAAAGCUGAAGAGUGCAUGUGAUGAUAGGAUGCUGUCUUUUCAGAAGGCCUGUAAAGAGGGAUGGAAUAGAAGUUAUGACAACCUGACAAAACUACUGGACAGCCAGGAGGCUGAGCUCAGGAAGGAGAUACACGAGCUACGUCUGGAUACGGCUAUGUCCGACGGACUGGUGCGCACUCACAGGCAAACAGCUCCAUUUAAAGCGGAUGACAAUGAUCUACAAAAAACGCUUCAGCGUCUGGUAGAUGCUCAUCAAGUCUUAAACGCCCGUGUGGACAACGAAUUAGGACAUCUGUCCAUGCUACAACUGGAAGAUGUAUUUGGUCCUCGCAUGGAUGAGCUUGAAGACAGGAUGAAUGUGACCGAGAGGAAUGCAGAAGCCUACUGCUUCUACGUGGAUGGGAAGUUAACCCAGGCUAUAGCCGAAGAGACGGCAAAGAUCCGGGAGCUCUUGGACAAGAGACUGAAUUCUAUGGCGGACCAGUUUACAACCAUGCUGAUCGAGAUGAGUAACACCUCCUUCCCAGGGAUGUUCAGCGAGUCUGUUGAUGCUCUGCAAACACAGGUUAAUGCAAACAAGUAUGAGAUUCAGGGUCUGGAGGACAAAUUGAAUGCUAUUCAGCACAUCUGCUCCAUUGACUGCAACUCAAGUCCAUCCAUUGAUCCUCAAAACCUCGGCAGUCUGGCUAGUAUUACGCAGGACGUGAGGCACUGUAGAAAUCAACUGGACGUCCUGAGCACCAAUGUUGAAAGCAGUGCAGCAAAGCUUGUACGGUUAGAGGAUGUAGUUGAUUCUCUGAAGCUUGAGAACCAAGUGAACAGUGUUAGCAUGCAGGAUGUGCACAGCAAGUUGAAGCCUCUAAUGGAUAAUGUGAGUGGUCUGUCUGGAGCUGUGACAGGGUUAGGAGAUGUCAUGAGCAAGUUUAGCCAAGAGCUUCAGACCCUGAACUCUAGUUGUUGCAUAGAAGCACAGAUAGAACAGAUUCAGAUACCAUCAAUGGUACCGCCUGCGUCCCACGAGGCAAGCAAACCAAGCCACAGUCAGGUGGAGGAGCUCAGCAACAGACUAGAUAGGCUGAGCUCCCAAGUGACUGCAGAGUUGACUCUUUGUAAGGAGAAGGCAGACGGUGUAACUGAGGGCAUCUCUGCAGUAGGCAGCAGGAUUGCUACACUAGAAGACUUGUGUGGGAAGGUAAAUGAUGAGAGAAGUCAAGUUCAGGCUAUGAAAGAGGAUCUGGAAAGGAACUUGGCUCAAAUGAACUCCACACUGCAGAUACACUCCAGGGGGAUCGGCAACCUCCAGAUCACCCUGCACAAUGUUCAGACUCAACUUGCGAACUCUAAGAACCAUACCACAAAGCAGCAAGGAGUGCCAGUGAAGCAGGAGAAACCCAGUACUCUCCCUGAUUCAAGGAGUGUAUUCCCACCGAGGAUUCCUGAGAUCCACAUUCCUGUGCGGAUACCUCAGAGGACAGUGCCCAAUACUCCUCGUAUAUAUAUACACCAGCCCUCAAACCCACGCCAGCCUUAUGCCCCUCUGCAGCCUUCAAGCCCACACCAACAGCCUCAUAAACCAGUCGUCUUGACCGGAGUGGCCGGACCGCCGGGAUACGCACAGAGAGUCUCGUCUCGCCGGGAGCGUGGAUCCCCCGACUUAGGCAAACCCAUUAACGGAUUCGCAGGUGCACCAGGCUAUUCCCCCGUGAAUCCGGUGGCGUAUAAACCCCACCCGAUCGCUGCUUCCCAGGUGUUAUGGAAUCCUGCACAAAGGCUUGUUGCAAGACCAGUGUCGUCUGAGAGAAACGCGUUUGUAGAGCCUUUCUCUUUCUCCGCUGGCCUCACACACCAAGAGUUUUUGGGAGAUUUUGGCAUCAUCCGUUUUAAUAGAGUGCUAGUUAACGACGGAGGACACUACAAUCCCCAAACAGGAAUCUUCACGGCGCCAACGAACGGUCGUUAUCUAAUCUCGGCCGUGCUGACAGCUCCUCGGCACGAGCGGCUGGAGGCUGUACUAUCCGUGUCUGAGCGCAGCGUGCAGAAGCUAGAUUCAGCAGGUUAUGGAGGACACAAUGGGCAGCACGCAUCAAGGCCUUGUCAGUGUGGUAGUUCUGUCUCGUUCAGCCUAAUCCUGUCGCUGCGUGCAGGAGAUCGAGUCGCACUAGUGCGCACAGCUGGAACCCUCGCCCUCUCGGAGGCCAAAGAGAUACUCUCCACGUUCAGCGGUAUCUUCCUCUAUUCCACUCAGGUUCACAGAUAACAUCCAGGAAAUAAAACAAACAAACAAGCGCUGCAGAGGACUGCCCGGCUGUGCAGCUCUCCGCAUUUACAUGGCAGCUUGCGGCGAGCCAGACGACACUGCAAGGAACUCACUGCUGGGCUUUGGCUCGACUUGAGAAAAAGUGCCACACGUUGCAUGGUUGUACCAUGAAAAAGCAGUGCAUAUUUAGUCAUACUUCACAUAUUUCCAUUGUAUAAUGUAUUUACUUACACUGCACCUUUUAAUAUAAAAAUGCGGUUGAUCAAAAGACCAGAGCGAAUAGAAUCAUUUCAUUACAAAUCAAUAAGCAGUAUUAUAAAUGCCUUUAUUUUGCUAUAUCUAAAAGGAAUAAAACAGGGUGUGCUGUUAUAAGACAAUAAUAAUAAACAAUAAGUGUUGUGAUGUCAUUACCACUCUGAAGACAGCACCUCCCAAAGUGUUUUAUUCCUCUUAUACCAAAAGGAAUUAACCAAAGAUUGCAAUUUUUAUUUAUUAACGAACACGUCGUGCGUUCAAGCGUUUCUAGUUACCUUUAAUGUCAUGCAGUGUUUACCGAACAUAUUAGUUAGCCUUCGUUAUUACUUAGAACAGUUGUUCCCUCACCAGUGUCUUUUUUUUUUCCCCCUUUCUCCUGAAGACAAAUAACACGGCUCGUCAUGUUACCAAGAAACCGAAAAUAUGCCCCCAUCUCAGAAACUGUAAACGUAUGGCUUUACCUCUGACUGUUACAAAACACCGACACUGGAGACUCCUUCCAUAAACUGUUAAAUAAACGUCUCUUCACUGAAAACCUCA